CAAACUCGGUAGUGGUUCUUCAGAUCCUCUCUAGAAGUUGUCUGGCGGAUUGGCUGCGCAAACGACGACACCAUGGCAAAGCUCCUUCCAGCUCUGGGUCUUCUCCUAGUUCUGCACAUAGCUACUUCCAGUAAGCUGGUGUGUCACAUGACCAACUGGGCUCAGUAUAGGCCCGGCCAAGGCAAGUUCACCUCAGACAACGUCGACCCUUUCCUGUGCACACACGUCAUCUACGCACUGGCCACCAUCAACAACUUCAACCAAAUCGUUCCCAUCGAGUGGAACGACGAUCAGCAGUACGCCACCCUCAACGACCUCAAAAACAUCAAUCCGGCUUUGAAGACCCUGCUGUCGGUCGGCGGCACGGUCAACGGCAUGAGCCCAUUCAUCGGCACGGUCGCCAGGCCAGAGAGUCGCGCCGCCUUCAUCCGGUCUGCCAUCAGCUACCUGCGAAGCCAUAACUUUGAUGGGCUCAAUUUGGCUUGGGAAUAUCCGGCACACAACGGCAGCCCGCUGCAGGACAAGCAGAGGUUCACUUUGCUGGUCAAGGAGUUGGUUGCGGCUUUCGAGAACGAUGCCAGGGAUUCCAAGAAGACUCAGCUUCUGCUGUCAGCCAAUGUCGCUUCCAUCCGCGCCACCGUUGACAGAGCUUACGAGGUCAACCUGAUUGCACCACAUCUGGACUUCAUCAACCUGAUGACCUACGAUUUCCACGGACACUGGGAGGCAGAGACGGGACACAACAGCCCUCUGUACCAAAGUUCUGGCGACUCGGGCUCCCACAUGCAUCACAAUGUCAACUCCUCCGUGUCCCAUUGGCUGGACUCGGGAGCACCGUCCGAGAAGCUGCUUCUGGGCUUGCCUUCGUACGGAAGAACCUACCGCCUUCGCACCGCCGCUACUGGCCUUGGAGCGCCGACAAACGGACCGGCUGAAGGCGGACCGUACACUCGCACUGCUGGUUUCUGGGCUUUCUAUGAGGUGUGCGACUUCCUCUCCGGCGCUUCUGCUGAAUGGAUCGACGAACAGAGUGUUCCGUACGCCACCUCCGGCGGUUCUUGGGUCGGCUAUGAUGACCAUCGCAGCUUUUCAUCAAAGGUGGAGUGGAUGACAUCCAGGAACCUGGGAGGCGCUCACGUGUGGACUCUGGACAUGGACGACUUUUCCGGGGCCUUCUGUUCGGCCGGCUCCUAUCCGCUGAUCAACCACCUCAGACUGUCCAUGGGCUUCCCCCCUAAGCCGAGCACCACCCCGGCGCCGACCACCACCAGGGACCCCAUCCUGAGUUUCUGUCACGGCCGCCCCGACGGACUGUACGAAAACCCGGCUGAUGCCAGCACCUAUUUCCAGUGCUUCCGAGGAAACACCUACCUCCACCGUUGCCAGCCUGGUCUCAUUUACUGGGACUCCUGCAAGUGCUGCAACUGGCCUUGAAACACAACGCUUCCAAUGGAGUGGGAGAACGUUUGCAAUAUGAAGUAAACGCAAAGUUAUACAUCGA
Syngnathus typhle (broad-nosed pipefish) is the source of this 1501-nucleotide messenger RNA. It is a transcript of the gene chia.1, whose product is annotated as chitinase, acidic.1. Lineage: Eukaryota; Metazoa; Chordata; Actinopteri; Syngnathiformes; Syngnathidae. The transcript has 12 exons. Gene Ontology annotation, cellular component: extracellular region. Gene Ontology annotation, molecular function: chitin binding; chitinase activity. Gene Ontology annotation, biological process: carbohydrate metabolic process; chitin catabolic process. Bases 73 to 1434 code for a protein of 453 amino acids. The record is from RefSeq and is a predicted model, not a curated record.